GUGGGCGGGCAUGUGUGCGGGGCAUAUUUAUGGUGCGGGCGCGUUUCCGUGGGCUCGUGCAUCGCGAAGUACGGCGAGGGUAAAAACGCAGUAUGUCGAAGGAGGGCCAACCACGAGAGCCGGAGCAACUCCGGAAGCUCUUCAUCGGGGGUCUCAGCUUCGAGACCACGGACGACAGUCUGCGAUCGUAUUUUGAGCAAUGGGGCACUUUAACUGAUUGUGUGGUGAUGAAAGAUCCGAACUCCAAACGGUCCAGGGGCUUUGGGUUCGUUACAUAUUCCAGCGUGGAGGAGGUUGAUGCAGCCAUGAAUGCACGUCCUCACAAAGUGGACGGUAGACUGGUGGAGCCUAAACGAGCUGUAUCUAGAGAGGAUUCCAACAAACCAUUUGCUCACAUGACUGUGAAAAAAAUCUUUGUCGGUGGCAUCAAAGAAGAUACGGAAGAAUCACAUCUUCGUGAAUACUUUGAGCAGUUUGGGAAAAUGGAGGCUAUUGAAAUAAUGGUGGACCAUAAGACUGGAAACAAAAGGGGCUUUGCUUUUGUCACGUUUGAUGACCAUGAUGCAGUGGAUCGUAUUGUCAUUCAAAAAUAUCACACACUAAAUGGCCAUAACUGUGAAGUGCGGAAAGCCCUUUCCAAACAAGAGAUGCAAAACUCAUCAAUGAACAUGAGGGGGCGUGGCAGUGGGAGCUUCGGUGGUAGAUAUGGCGGCAGCAGUUACAAUGAUUACGGAGGCAGCAGAGAAGGUUACUUUGGUAGUCGAGGGGGCCGCGGUGGUGGUGGUGGUGGUGGAGGAGGAGGAUAUGGAGGUGGUGAUGGCUACAACAACGGAUUUGGAGGAGAUGGAGGCUAUGGCAGCGGCCAUGGAUACAGUGGCAACCGAGGGUAUGGCGGUGGCCAAGGCUAUGGCAACCAUGGCGGCGGAGGAUACGGGGGCGGCGGUGGCGGAGGCAACGGCUACGACAGCUACAACGGCAACGGGAGCUUUGGAGGUGGUAACUUUGGAGGCGGCGGCGGCGGUGGAGGCGGUGGUGGUGGUGGCAGCAGCAGCGGUGGCAGCUACAACGACUUUGGCAACUAUAACAACCAGCAGUCAAAUUAUGGCCCCAUGAAGGGAAACUUUGGUGGAGCAGGCAGCAGGAACAGUGGCCCCUAUGGUGUAGGAUAUGGAGGUAAUUCAGGAGGAGGUGGAGGAUAUGGCGGAGGCUCAAGCGGAGGCAGACGAUUUUAAGUCUUUUUUUUAAAGGACUCAGUACUUAGGAGAGGAGGCAGGAGAGCGAGAGGGCUCACAGGGCAGCUGCAGGUUUACUCCCUAGAAUCUGCUCAGCCAAUCAGAAGAGAUGUACAGUAGCGCUAUCAUGAGUGGGACUUCGACUUUUUUUUCUGUGCCGUCAUGCCGGCUUUUUAAUAUUUCUAUUUUCUUUAUGGAACGCAUUCCAAAAAAAAACGUUUUUAUGUAGAAUUACUUUCAGUCAGCACUCUGUGUAACUCCAAUCAAGUUGAAAUAAAGCAUCUUCCAGUGUUUGUGUUUUUAAGAGCUGUGCUGUCUUUAGUCUCUGGGGAUUGCUGGGGUUUGAGUUGUGUAGUCAGGCCUAGAGAGGGAUUGCUGGGUAUUCCUCGGGAGUAUUUGGAAUAUUCCUGAGGUCGAUCUUGUCACCUGACUGGAACUCCAGGAUGCGAUUUGUUUGUGGUUGUAACAGUGACACGUUUUAAAGAGAAUGGCUUAUAACCAACAAGCCAAAUAAUUACAAGCAAGCCAUUGAACCCUCUGUAGAACAGCGCUAUAGGCUGUCUGUUGGUUAGACUGUGAAAUUAAGGUUAGCUUACGUGACUGCCAUGGAAUCAAACUGAGGGAGGAGUAGCAAGAUCAUCGCCAUAAGAAGAAACAGGGAGCAUUUGAGUACAGGUCGUCUCUGAAAGACUAGCAGGCAGCAACAAAAAGGCUUUAUUGCCUCCUGUAGGUAAGAACAGACAUCUCCACUACUGUUGGACUCAACUCAUUUUAUUUAUUGUAGAUGCAGUACAGUAUUCUGAACUUUGUAUUCAGUGUCAAUUAACAGGGAAGUAACUGCAGAGCGAUGAUGUAUGUGAUGAACUGGCACAAACUGCUUAUAAUACAACUGAAGUUUGUGUCCCUUCAAAUUAAUGCAUGCGCUUUUAGCAUAUAUACAUAUAGCUUUUGUGAUGUGUCAUGACCUAACUUGUUAAGUCUGGUCUUCUGCGUUUCUCCUAGGAAUUUGAUGCCAUGCAUCUUGGAUCCAGGAUGGACCAUUGCCUGUCAUUACAGGCUCUUUGAUGGACCAAGGAGCUGAUGGAAAUUUUAGUGCCUUUAAAAAAACUAAAAAAACCAUUUUUUUACCCAUGUUUUGUUAAUAAAGGUUUUAAUAUGAAA
Molecule: messenger RNA, 2393 nt
Organism: Electrophorus electricus (electric eel)
Lineage: Eukaryota; Metazoa; Chordata; Actinopteri; Gymnotiformes; Gymnotidae
Gene: hnrnpa1b
Product: heterogeneous nuclear ribonucleoprotein A1b
Biological process (GO): mRNA splicing, via spliceosome
Cellular component (GO): catalytic step 2 spliceosome
Molecular function (GO): mRNA 3'-UTR binding
Source: RefSeq, a predicted model, not a curated record